ACGCCGCUAGACUCAAUAAAACAAGUAAGAAGCUGCUGAAAACACCGCCAUACUUCAUCAUGUCUGACUUUACCUCUGGAGGAAACUACGAGGAAUGCAGAAACAUAGCUGAUUGGCUGCUGAACCGCACGCAGGUGCGACCAACCGUGGGAAUCGUGUGCGGAUCAGGUCUGGGGGGGCUGGCUGGCAUGCUCAAGGACCCCCAGGUCUUCAAAUACAGCGACAUUCCCAACUUUCCCCGCAGCACAGUGCACGGUCAUGCAGGCCAGCUGGUGUUCGGAACACUAAAAGGGAAGCCAUGCGUGUGCAUGCAGGGCAGGUUCCACCUGUAUGAAGGUUACCCCAUCCAAAAGAUUACGUUGCCCAUGCGUGUCUUCAAGCUGAUGGGCGUCGGAACUAUGAUCAUGACGAACGCAGCUGGAGGCCUGAACCAGGACUUCAAAGUGGGCGACAUCAUGAUCAUCAAGGACCACGUCAACAUGCCCGGAUUUGCUGGAAACAACCCUCUGACUGGACCCAACGAUGACAGGUUCGGCGUCCGCUUCCCCUGCAUGUCUGAUGCCUACGACCGCGAGCUGCAGCAGCUGGCGCACGACGUGGCGGCAAAACUGGGCUACAGCGACUUCAUCCGCGAGGGGGUGUACUGCGUCCUCGGAGGUCCCUCCUUCGAAACCAUCGCCGAGUGUCGCAUGCUGCACCGCUUAGGCGGCGACGCUGUUGGUAAAUUACUCUUAACGCACACACGCAGAGCUAUUACCUUCUCCACAACAAGAAUCACACCUGCACAACAUUUCUACACUAAUGGAGACCUUCAGAGUCAGUGCUCCCUGAAUAACACGUGUGCAUUUUAA
This is a messenger RNA of Nematolebias whitei (Rio pearlfish), 851 nucleotides long. It is a transcript of the gene pnp5b, whose product is annotated as purine nucleoside phosphorylase 5b. Gene Ontology annotation, molecular function: purine-nucleoside phosphorylase activity. The transcript has 5 exons. Bases 60 to 851 code for a protein of 263 amino acids. Lineage: Eukaryota; Metazoa; Chordata; Actinopteri; Cyprinodontiformes; Rivulidae. The record is from RefSeq and is a predicted model, not a curated record. Gene Ontology annotation, cellular component: cytoplasm. Gene Ontology annotation, biological process: nucleoside metabolic process.